This is a messenger RNA of Cryptomeria japonica (Japanese cedar), 570 nucleotides long. RefSeq names its product lectin 5-like. The coding region runs from base 1 to 570 and encodes 189 amino acids. The transcript has 2 exons. The record is from RefSeq and is a predicted model, not a curated record. Gene Ontology annotation, molecular function: carbohydrate binding. NCBI's taxonomy places the organism in Eukaryota, Viridiplantae, Streptophyta, Pinopsida, Cupressales, Cupressaceae.
AUGGCUCUGAUCAGUAUCUCAACAGUAUUACUUGCUAUUCAUAUCGUAUCACAGUGUCUUACAGUGUCAUCUGUAAGCUUUGAACUAGAUGGCAAUAACCAAGUUCAGUUGGAUGGUGAUGCCAAGUUUAUGUGUGGAAAUACAGCUCGAAGGGUCUUAAACGGCGGAAGUGCAGGCAGAGUAGUUUACAAUACUACAAUUCCGCUUGGCAAUUCCAACUUCACCACGCAUUUUCAAUUCCAAAUCAACUGGACUCGUGACAAUGAGGAUAAUCGAUCCGAUAUUGGUGGCGAUGGAUUUGCUUUCUUCAUGGCAUCUCCAGUUUCUGGUUUUCACGUCCCGUACAGAGGAGAUGGUCGAUGGCUUGGCCUUUUUAACGAGCAGAAUAAUGACAAAUUAUCCAACUACCUUGUGGCUGUUGAAUUCGAGACAUAUAAAACUUCCUGGGAUUCUGAUGAUAAUCACAUGGGAAUUGAUGUCAACAACAUUGUGUCUGAAGUCUGGGUUCCUCUAGCUCAAAGAUUGAUUAACAGUAAAACAUGGGAUGCUAGGAUAGAUGACAGUGGGUAA